Chanos chanos (milkfish) is the source of this 2391-nucleotide messenger RNA. RefSeq names its product tRNA-yW synthesizing protein 1 homolog (S. cerevisiae) (gene tyw1). The record is from RefSeq and is a predicted model, not a curated record. Gene Ontology annotation, biological process: wybutosine biosynthetic process. Gene Ontology annotation, molecular function: FMN binding; catalytic activity; 4 iron, 4 sulfur cluster binding. The transcript is spliced from 16 exons. Lineage: Eukaryota; Metazoa; Chordata; Actinopteri; Gonorynchiformes; Chanidae. Bases 152 to 2350 code for a protein of 732 amino acids.
UGCACAUCGCUGAGGUUCCAAGUCAUACGUAUCUGUAGUAAGACAAAUUCACCGACCAUUUAUGUACAAGAAAACCGCGGGACAAAACAGUGGACAUAGACAAUAAACAGUGCAGUCAUAAAGUUUGUUGUCUAACGUGAUUGAUGCCGAGAUGCAAGGGACAGUUGAAAACAUUCGUGGCUUCGCCGAUGGGUAUUUUUUGCUGGUAUGGCAGAACAGGUUGUACCUGUACACCGCUGCAGCUGUUCUCAUAGGACUGUGGUUAACUUUGAGCAUGGCUUUUAAAAAGAAAAAACUAGUCAGUGUUGUUCCAUGGCUCUACAAAACCACAAAAAAGAACGAAUAUCCUCCUGAAAAAGAGAAGGUUGUUCAUGUCGCAGGUGUUAAAAUUUUCUUUGGAUCUCAGACUGGUACAGCAAAGGGGUUUGCAAAGGAGCUAGCUGAAGAUGUCAGAAGUCUUGGUUUCCAGUCUGAGAUAAUUGACAUGAAAGAUUAUGACCCAGAUGACAGAUUGUCAGAAGAGUGCACAAAUAAAAUGGUGUGUGUGUUCCUCAUGGCCACAUACACUGAUGGACAACCCACUGAAAAUGCUGAGUGGUUUUGUAAAUGGCUUGAGGAGGCUUCCACAGACUUUCGAUAUGGUAAAACCUACCUCAAAGGGCUAAGAUACGCCGUCUUUGGCCUUGGAAACUCUGUGUAUGUCGGCCACUACAACACGGUGAGCAAAAAUGUGGACAAGUGGCUAUGGAUGCUUAGCGGAUCUCGUAUCAUGACACGGGGAGAGGGCGACUGCAACGUGGUGAAGAGCCGUAAUGGAAGCAUACAGGCCGACUUCCAGGCCUGGAAAGCCAAGUUCCUGAGUCGUCUACAAGCUCUGGCUAAAGGGGAGAAGAAGGCAUGUAGUGGCAAAUGCAAAAAUGGCUCCUGUAAGAACAAAAAGAAGCACAAAGAAGAAGCAGAUGAUAACCACUCACAGCCAGAGAAGAAUAGCUCAGAGGCAGAGCUGAUAGAGUCCAGCAGUGAGGAGGAGUCUGCUGCAGAGGAGGACACAGGCCAUGGUUCUGUCAUUGAUAUGGAGGAUCUGGGAAAUGUGAUGAACAGCAUGAAGAAAGCUAAGAGAAAGAUGGAAGGUGAAGAAGAGGAGUCUCACAGGGUUAGAGUGUCCAAACUGAACGGUGUGAAGAAGACUGAGAUGGAAGAAGAGAGGAGAGAGAUGAUCACUCCUGCUCUAAGGGAAGCGCUCACUAAGCAAGGGUACAAACUGAUAGGAAGUCACUCAGGGGUGAAAUUGUGUCGUUGGACUAAGUCAAUGCUUCGAGGAAGAGGUGGAUGCUACAAGCACACCUUUUAUGGCAUUGAAUCUCACCGUUGUAUGGAGACCACCCCAAGCCUUGCCUGUGCUAAUAAGUGUGUCUUUUGCUGGAGACACCAUACCAACCCGGUGGGCACAGAGUGGCGUUGGAAGAUGGAUCCGGCUGAGAAAAUCCUACAGGAGGCAGUGGAGAACCACCAGAGCAUGAUCAGACAGUUCAGAGGGGUUCCUGGCGUCCGGCCGGAGCGGUUUGAGGAAGGACUGAUUGUAAAACACUGUGCCCUGUCUCUGGUGGGAGAGCCCAUUAUGUACCCUGAGAUCAACUCCUUCCUGAAGCUUCUGCACCAAAAGCACAUCUCCAGUUUCCUGGUUACAAACGCCCAGUUCCCUGAGGAGAUUAGGAAUCUGGUUCCUGUGACACAGCUCUAUGUCAGUGUGGAUGCUAGCACCAAGGACAGCCUGAAACGAAUUGACCGUCCACUUUUCAAGGACUUCUGGCAGCGUUUCCUGGACAGUCUCAGAGCUCUUGGAGAAAAGCAACAGCGCACAGUGUACAGACUGACUCUGGUGAAGGCCUGGAACGUGGAUGAACUGAAGGCCUACGCCGAGCUUAUUGCUCUUGGACAGCCGGACUUCAUUGAAGUGAAGGGAGUGACAUACUGUGGCGAAAGCUCUGCCAGCAACUUGACCAUGGCUAACGUGCCCUGGCACGAGGAGGUCAUCUACUUCGUGCAGCAGCUGGCCGACCUGCUCCCGGAGUACGAAAUCGCCUGCGAGCACGAGCACUCGAACUGCCUGUUAUUAGCUCACUACAAGUUCAAAGUGGACGGCGAGUGGUGGACAUGGAUCGACUACCCCCGUUUUCAGGAGCUCAUUCAAGAAUAUGAAGAGAGUGGGGGCACCAAGACUUUCUCUGCUCAGGACUACAUGGCCAAGACCCCCAGCUGGGCUGUUUUUGGCGCCAAAGAGAGAGGCUUCGACCCUUUAGACACUCGCUGGCAGAGGAAGAAUAAGACCAAAGAUAUCUCAGGAUGCUGAUGCUGGUUUUACUGGCAGUUAUCAAUCCACUGGAAGGUGAU